CCAGCGAGAUGGGAGCAGGAGAACCUUCGUCGUCUCUCGCCCACUUCGUCGCUCGCUCGCUCAUUAAUGGCGGCCACUGCAUCGUUGGCGCCGUCCAUCUCCAUUAAUGCCUCCAUCCACCUCGCCCAUCCCUACACUCUACUACUCCUCCACUUAACAAGAUGAGCUGAGCGCCAGCUUCUCGGCACGGGCCGUUGCAUCCUCUCCAUUCCAUCCACCACCCACCCACCCAUCCAACCUCCGCCCCCGGUAUCCUUGAGCUGGAGGAGGUGGUGGUGGUGGAUCACCUGUUCUUGGGAUUCUGCUGCUGCGAGUGCGUGCAUUGUGGUGGGGGGUGUUUGGUUCUUGGUUGGUGAGCGGUGUUUGAAGCGGUUUCGCGCGUGGUCGUUGGGUGAUGCGAGAGCUGGGAAGCUGUGAAAGCCUCGCGCUUAAGGUGCUCGAUCAAUUGCCGCUGAGAGCGCACGCCUCUGAUUUCGCUGCUGAAUUACGGCUGUUGGCGAGAGGAGACAGAUGGUCGGGAGCGUGCACGUGAAUGGAUCGGUGAACGGCGGCAAUGGCACCGAGGAGAGGCUCGACGAGCUGCGCCGCCUGCUCGGCAAGUCCGACGGCGACUUGCUGAAGAUCGUCGGCAUUGGCGCCGGCGCGUGGGGCAGCGUCUUCGCCGCCCUGCUGCAGGACGCCUACGGCCGUUUCCGGGAGAAGGUUCAGAUACGGAUAUGGCGCCGGGCGGGGCGGUCGGUGGACCGGACCACCGCGGAGCAUCUGUUCGAGGUGAUCAACUCGAGGGAGGACGUGCUGAGGCGGCUCAUCCGCCGCUGCGCCUACCUCAAGUACGUCGAGGCGCGCCUCGGCGACAGGACAUUGUACGCCGAUGAGAUACUGAGGGACGGCUUCUGCCUGAACAUGAUCGACACGCCACUCUGCCCUCUCAAGGUGGUCACCAACCUGCAGGAAGCUGUCUGGGAUGCUGACAUUGUGGUGAACGGCCUUCCAUCCACCGAGACGAGGGAGGUGUUCGAGGAGAUCAGCAAGUACUGGAAGGAGCGGAUCAGCGUUCCGGUGAUAAUCUCGCUCGCAAAGGGGAUAGAAGCAUCCUUGGACCCAAUUCCUCGUAUCAUUACGCCCACGCAGAUGAUUAGUUCUGCAACUGGAGUUCCAACUGAGAAUAUACUAUAUCUUGGAGGCCCAAACAUUGCCUCAGAGAUUUAUAACAAAGAAUAUGCAAAUGCUCGAAUCUGUGGGUCCAACAAGUGGAGGAAACCUCUCGCUAAGUUUCUGAGACAACCACAUUUCAUUGUCUGGGAUAACAGUGAUCUUGUUACACAUGAGGUGAUGGGUGGUUUGAAGAAUGUCUACGCCAUCGGUGCUGGAAUGGUUGCAGCUUUAACUAAUGAGAGUGCAACAAGCAAGUCGGUGUAUUUUGCUCAUUGCACGUCAGAGAUGAUAUUCAUUACUCAUUUGCUCACAGAACAACCUGAGAAACUUGCUGGCCCUCUGCUGGCUGAUACUUAUGUUACUCUCCUGAAAGGUCGCAAUGCGUGGUAUGGGCAAAUGCUAGCGAAGGGAGAACUGAGCCCUGACAUGGGCGACAGCAUCAAGGGGAAGGGGAUGAUUCAGGGUAUCUCUGCUGUUGGUGCAUUUUUUGAGCUUCUCAGUCAACCCAGCUUAAGUGUGCAACACCCAGAGGAAAAUAAGCAAGUUGCACCUGCUGAACUGUGCCCGAUCUUGAAGAGGCUCUAUAGAAUACUAAUAAAAAGGGAGCUCUCGACAAGAGAUAUUCUGCAAGCCCUGAGAGAUGAAACCAUGAAUGAUCCUCGUGAAAGGAUUGAGAUGGCGCAAAGCCAUGCAUUCUACCGCCCAUCUCUCCUAGGAAAACCAUGACCUGUUCGUCCUGUAUAUGAUUAGAACAUAAACAAGGUUGGAUGAGACCUCUAGUUUGACAUGCUUAGCAUCAUUCGUUAUUAAGCCUGAAGAAGGUGAUUGUCGCUGGCCUAUGUGUGAACUGUGAAUCCCAAUGGGGCUUAUUUUUCUGGAAUUGUUAGUACUUUGAUUAUCAUGCCGUACAACAGUACAAGAGAGAGUGCACAGAGUCAAUAAAGAAUUUCCUACACACGCCAUGUGUGAGUUUCAUGGGGGCUUAUUUUC
Molecule: messenger RNA, 2145 nt
Organism: Oryza sativa Japonica Group (Japanese rice)
Lineage: Eukaryota; Viridiplantae; Streptophyta; Magnoliopsida; Poales; Poaceae
Source: RefSeq, a predicted model, not a curated record